AUGGUGGGUUCCCUGGACAUCUCUCUGCCCAGAGAUCUCUUCUCAAUCUUGCUUCUCCAGGUGUCCAUGUGGGGCUCAGAUUCAUUCACGGUCCUCGCUCCCUCGGAGCCCAUUGUGGCCCUGCUGGGCGCAGACACGGCGCUGCCCUGCCGCGUAGCCCCGGCCAUGAGCGCUGAGGACAUGGAGCUGCGGUGGUUCCGCUCGCGGUUCGCAGAUGCCGUGUACGCGUAUGAGGACCGAGUGGAGCAGACGGAGCAGCAGCUGGUGGACUUCCGAGGGAGGGCCGAGCUGGUGAAAGAUCACAUCGCCGAGGGAAGAGUGGCUGUGAGAAUCCGCAGCGUUAGGGUCUCAGACAAUGGGAUGUACACCUGCUUUUUUAAAAAAGGAAAUGAUUUUGAAGAAGCGAUUUUGGAGCUAAAGGUGAUCGGUCUGGGCUCUGGUCCUAAUGUUUUCAUGGUGGGUCCAGAAGAUGGAGGAAUAAGACUGAAGUGCACAGGCAAGAGAUGGUUCCCCCAGCCUGAGGUACAAUGGAAAGAUGUGACGGGAGAAAAGAUACCUUCUCUCUCUGAGGACAAGACCCAAGACGAUGAUGGGUUGUUUCAAAUUGAGGCUUCUCUCAUUGUGAGAGACAGCUCAUGGAGAGAGGUGUCCUGCACCAUGAAGAACCCCUUCUUUGGACAAGAGCAGGUGGAAACCAUUUUUAUCCCAGAGCCCUUCUUCCCUAGGACCUCUCCUUGGAAAGUAGCAUUCGCUGUGACUUUCCUCAUACUUGGGAUUUUCAUCGGUGCUGUUGUAUUUUUGACCUGGAAAGAGCAACAGGAAAGGAAGAGAGCAAAGGAAGCCCAGGAGGAAAAAGAAAAAGAAAGCCAAGCCAAAGAAUCAUUCAAGAAAGAGCUUGACAGAAAGAAGGAAUUAUAUAAUCAAGACUGGAGAAAAGCUGGGUUAUAUGCUGACUGGAGAAAGGAACAUUUCAAAGCAGUGGCUGUUACUCUGGAUCCAGACACAGCUCAUACCAAACUCAUCUUAUCUGAGGAUAGAACACAUGUUUCUUCAAAAGAAAAUGUUUCUCAGAACCAUGAUGGCCCCGCACAGCAAGAGGACACCUUCAGUGUUCUGGGCCAGAAUUGCUUUACCUCAGGGAGACAUUACUGGGAGGCAGAAGUAAAAGUGGGAACAGAAGGUGGACCCGGAACCAGAUGGGCACUGGGUGUCUGCUCAGAUACAGUGAAGAGAGAGGGGUGGUUUGUAGAAAGUCCAGAAAAGAAUUUCUGGGUGGUGGCAUACAAGGAAGGGGAAAUCAGGGCUCUCACUUCCCAAUCAGAGCCUCUGUCACUGAGGCAGUGCCCCCAGAGGAUAGGAGUGUUCCUGGACUGGGAGGCUGGGGAUGUGUCCUUUUAUAACAUGGCUGAUGGAUCUCACAUCUAUUCCUUCACUAGAAUCCAAUUCUGUGGGAUCCUCCGUCCUUACUUUAGCCUUCAGGGUCCUGGCACAUCUGUGGCCAUCUCCCCAGCCUCAGAUCACACUGAAAAUUGUCCUGAUUCUUCUCCAAAGACCUCUGUGACUCACUCAAGGAGUUCUGAUAUGGGCGUCCCCCAAGAAGCUAACUCUCUGUUACCUCCAUAA
Myotis myotis is the source of this 1623-nucleotide messenger RNA. RefSeq names its product butyrophilin subfamily 1 member A1-like. Gene Ontology annotation, molecular function: signaling receptor binding. NCBI's taxonomy places the organism in Eukaryota, Metazoa, Chordata, Mammalia, Chiroptera, Vespertilionidae. Bases 1 to 1623 code for a protein of 540 amino acids. The transcript has 9 exons. The record is from RefSeq and is a predicted model, not a curated record. Gene Ontology annotation, cellular component: external side of plasma membrane. Gene Ontology annotation, biological process: regulation of cytokine production; T cell receptor signaling pathway.